CGCGAUAACACGCUAGCCUAUCUAUUAGGUUCGAAUACGUCAUCAUCAUAUUUUACGAAAGGCGGUAGUAGAUCCUAUAUGAGAUUAGAUCCACUAUAGCAACCACCUCGAGCUCCAUACCAUCUCAGAAUGUCUCGAGGCUGCAAGAGUUCAAUCGCGCACAAUCACAGUGCGCAUGCGCUCGAGCUGCGACCUUCCAUGCGAGCAACAACGCGAACGGCCCGCCCGGGCACGGUUUUCCUGAUCCGAUGCCAGUGACUACUUUGAAUGCGCGCGAAACUCAGCGGACACCACUUAUAUGCUAACCACCACACCUAGCAGAUCAGGAACACCUCUUCCAUUUCUAUCGAUCUGCCCAAGGGAGACUCUUGUGGGAAAAUCAUCAAAUGUUGCCAACAAGUUUACCUCCACUGAGUAAAGGUGGUCAUGCAACACACUGCAAAAGAUGCUUGUCUGGCUUGCCAUCUUCCCAAGUGGAUAUUGAUCCGGCCAAGCUUGCACUAUCCUUUUACUGCUUAGGCUCCUUGGAUGUUUCGGGCGAACUCGAAAAGAAGACUAGGGGUUGGGAAAGAGAACAAUGGAAGGAAUGGAUAUGGAGUCAACAGACUAGCGGACAUUAUGGAACCGGCUUCCGAGCAAGCUCUUACAUGACUGCAAAACACUCGACAGAGGAACAUUCGGUCCAUGAUAGUCCUCAGAUCAUCAUGACUUAUACUGCCCUUCUCUCGCUGGCCAUAUUGCGCGACAACUUUUCACGUCUUGACAGGAAGGGUCUCCUGAAAUUCCUCAGGUCCUGUCAGAACACUGAUGGAAGUUUUUCUUCUGAGCCUUUAGGAGGCGACUCUGAUCUACGCACGACGUUCUGUGCUUUCGCCAUAAGCACCAUGCUUGACGACUGGUCAGGGAUGGAUGUUGCAAGUGCUCUCCAGUUCAUCUGUUCGUGCCGGACAUAUGAAGGAGGUUACGGGCAAUCGCCCUUUGGGGAGGCUCUAGGUGGCACUACGUAUUGCGCACUGGCAGCACUCCGAUUAGCUACUAAACAACUAGACCCUCUUGAUCGGCAGAAAACCGUUCGGUGGCUUGUGCAAAACCAAGCAUCCAAUGGCGGCUUUAGUGGAAGGACAAACAAGGACGCUGACGCAUGUUAUUGUUUCUGGUGCGGCGCAUCGCUGCACGUGUUAGAUGCAGGCGAUUUAGUCGACAAGGCGAAAAUGGCAUCCUUUGUAGCUUUUUGCCAAUUCAAGUUCGGCGGAAUCGCAAAGAUUCCCGGCGAGCAUCCUGAUCCCUAUCACACAUACCUCUCACUGGCAGCGGUGGCGCUGCUCCCGCCCGACUCGUCAGAAGGAACAUCGUGGGCGCUUUGUCCUCUAGAUCCUCUAUUGAACGCAACAUACCAGACGUCCUCGUGGGCUAGAGCUCAUAUUCCAGCCCUUAAAGUUGAUGAUGAUGAUGCUUUGGGUGAUGCAGGCAUAUAAGUAUGCGUUAAAUUACGUUGAAGUAAUAGAUAGCUGGUAGGCACUCGAUUAUAACAUUUCAUCGACUAUGUUCGAAGUGUUUGAAUGCAACAUUGCAUCAUGUCA
This is a messenger RNA of Suillus fuscotomentosus, 1580 nucleotides long. RefSeq names its product terpenoid cyclases/protein prenyltransferase alpha-alpha toroid. Gene Ontology annotation, cellular component: CAAX-protein geranylgeranyltransferase complex. The transcript has 9 exons. Gene Ontology annotation, biological process: protein geranylgeranylation. Gene Ontology annotation, molecular function: CAAX-protein geranylgeranyltransferase activity. Lineage: Eukaryota; Fungi; Basidiomycota; Agaricomycetes; Boletales; Suillaceae. The coding region runs from base 387 to 1475 and encodes 362 amino acids. The record is from RefSeq and is a predicted model, not a curated record.